GCCGCCAUUUGUUCGAGCCGGUCCGUCUGUCUCAGCCGUUCGUCGCGCGCGCGUUUUUGUGUGUGCACCGUGUGUUGUGUACACCCGACAUUAUUGUUGACUGUUGUUAAUAUUCCCACAGACCGUGAGCGAGCGUCCGUGAGUGUAGGUACGUCGUUUGUGCCCGUCCCCGUCCGUCCGUGCGUUUGUUAUUAUUAUUAUUAUUUUUUUAUUUUCGAGUGUAUCGUCGUUUCGGAAAAACCAUUCGAGUGUUGGUUUUUUUUAUUUUUACCGGCUGACAAUGUGCUAAGACCCCCGUCGUCAACACCCCCAGCGCGUUCUCUUCCCGCCAGUACCCGCAACCGCUUUUACCUUAUAACAUCGCGUAGUUUUUUAUAUUAAUAUCGUCCGAAAAUGCCUUGUUCCGCGGUCACGCUGUCGCUAGCCACCAUUACGGCCAUCGUGGCCACGGCCCUGUUGGCCAUCGCCUUUUCCACCGACAACUGGGUGUACUACGAGGUCAGACGGAAUCAGAUACAGGUGAGCGUUGUUGUUGUUGUUGUCGUUGUUGUAUAGUUACUCCCGAAGUUGCUUAACCGAACCUGACUUAACACGCGCAUGCAGCACCCGGACCGUUUGUAUUGUAAUAUAAUUUAGGUUCUCGACCCGGCCGGGAUUUAAGACGUGCGGUCAGCGUCGCACCGGAGAAGAUAAUAAUAUAAUGCCUCGAACCCGAACAAUGAAGGCAAAUAAAUUAAUCUAUUCGGUCCGCCAUUGUACAAUGGAAAGACUACGCGCUUUUCUUUAAAAUAAUAAUUUUUUUUUUUUCUUCAUUAUUAUUCACCGGAUACAUAAUAGGUGCCUUAAACGCCGCCGACCAAGAACACCCGCCGGUCGAUUCCCACGGGGGAAUAUCGAUAAGGUUAAUAAUAUUUUCGUCGACCACUGUCAUUGUUGUUAACCUACUAUACCUAUAAUAACUAACCAUAAUAGCCGGUAUCGAUAUUAUGGUUCGGGUAAAAUGUUGGUCAACCGAAAAUCCAUUUGAUACAAUAUUACGAUCACAAUUCUGUUGCAUUAGAAAAGGACAUCGAAUACGAUUUUCGACAUCCGAACAAAUCGAUUUGAAACCUGGGCCACAACGCACGCGUUUUGCGGACGUUGCCCUUGGCGCGAACUGCUACAGACCGCAAACGGCACGGAAAAACUGAAUACUGUGCAACGUAUUAUUAUUAAAUUUAUUAUUAUUAAUGUGUCGGAAAUGCAAUCGACGUUUUAUAUCAUAGGAGAGAGCUGGUGUACUGACACAUAUCGUAUUAAUAAAAAAAAAAAAAAUUCCGUAGAGCUAUUUUUACGAGGAGUUUCCUUAUGGCAGUGGAGGGGGGUUAGGGGUCAAUUGAUCCCCUCUGUAAUCGCACAAUUGGUCGAAUUGAUCUUAAAUCAUUAUUUUUAACGACCUCGUCAAAUGUCUGACAUUAAUCAUGUUACUUCGCAUACGAUUUUUUCACGUGUGAGGGGAGGGGGGAGCAGUCAUAUAAUUAUUUUAAACAAUUGUUUAUGGGGAAAUUAAGCCAAUCCUAAACUAUUCUUUAAGGAGCUUUCCAGAUGUAAUUUCCGGCGAAAUUACUGUAUAUUUCGAAAAAGUUCUAUAAAAUCAAAUGAUAUCUCUGCAGUUCACUUGUUACCCAAAAUCGCUUCAAAAAUACAAACAAAUAAAACGCUACGGGAGGAUACGACUAAAAAUACUAUUAAGAUAUUUUUAUAUCAACAAUACAAAUAAUUUAAGAACUUUGUGUUACUUUACAGCUUAGCAGUCGUGAUAUACGAUAGUUGAAGGAUACCUAUUAAAGUUGAAGGAUAUUACAAUUGCAGUACGAGGGCGGGGAAUUAUUAUGUGCAGUAUAUAGAUGGACAGUAGUUUAGCACAGACAGCUUACGAAUAAAACAAAAAAACACAAUUCAUUAUUGUAUCAAAGUCAAGUGGCCUCUCGAAACCGGGCAAUUAUUGGUGUACUUAACCGCUUUUAAAACAUCAAACCCACCGCGCGCAGUGCUGAAAUCCUAGAAAAAGUCACCGGUGGCAGCAUUCCGGGUUAGGUUUUGAUUGCGUCCGGUGACAUCGAAAUAAUAAUUUUAACACUGUCUAUAUUAAUAUAUCUGGUGGGCCGGGAUACAUCAUGUCAGCCCCCUCGUUUUUCACUCGUAUUUAUAUAAGUAUAAUUAUAUUUGAUGAAACAACAGAAACGCUGAGAGUUAUUCCAGCAUAUAUACUCGUAUUAUACACAUCAUUCACAUCGAUGUACCCAACCAAAUAUAUUUAGGUACCAGGUGCCAGGUAGAUAAUAAUAAUAAUAUGUUUUCAUUAGAAAGUUAUAUUUUUCAAAAUACACGGCGUUUAUCGUCCGCACCAUCACAAGGUCUAAAAAUAUGUCAGAUUAUUAUUAUAAUAUUAUUUGAAUAAUUAAAACCGUCUCACACAUCAUUGUUAUGUGUUUCGGUACCACGUUUCUAUUUUUGUUAAAAUAUUUAUACACAAUAUUAUGAAUAAUAAUGGUACCUACAGUAUAUUUAUGCGUUUACAUCAUUAAAACCGAAACGUUUAAAAAAAACACAAAUAAUGAUACUCACAACACUCGCAUGUACUUAUAAACGUUUUCAACGAUCUCUGUGGUCUACAAAAUCCAAAAAUAAUACAAAGUGUGAAGGUAUCGAUACUUUUUUUGUUUUUUAUUUUUACUUCCUUGUUCAAAAUCAAAUAACUUUGGAAUAUUAUUAUAAUGCUUCGUAUCAAGGUCAGCUCAAUUACAUUUUUACAGUUAACUCGUCUAUAAUAUACGUGUUUCGUUUGGCAUAUAUUAUUAACGUAAACCAGUGUUGUACCUGGUAGGUAGGUAUAUCGAGUAAAUGAAUAAUAAUUCGUCUCUCAUUUCGAAUUUGAAAAACCGGUUUAGAUGAUUUUGUAAACAUUAUCCGCGGUUGGGAUUAUAAUGUAUUAUAUACUCGUGUAAUAUUAUACAUGUAUGUACAGGUACUGCUAGAAUUCUACAGAUGUAGGAAAUAAAUGUUUAAGAAAAAACUGCGGAAGAAUGACUGAAAAAAAAAUUUAUAUUCUCUAAUUCAUAUCGUGUACCUAUCUUUCCCAGCGAAGAAGUGAGUAAGUCAAAUUUGUAGAGUUUUCAAUGCAAGUAAAUACAAUUUUAAAAACUGCUAAAUAAUUGUAUAAUUGCUAACCUAAAUAUGGCGUUCUAAAUGGCUUAAGUAGGUAAUAUAAUUGUGUGACUUAUGACUUUUAACCAAACAAAAAACACAUCAUAGUGGUUUAAGAUUGUUUAAUUUUUAGUAUAACACAUGUUAGAAUAUGCAUAUAGACGAUACGCUUGUGCCAUUUAAUUUAGACCAAAUGACUAUACUAUAAAACACUCUUAAGCAGUGGAAGUCCUCAACUAGGGUCGAAUAUUUCUUCAGCAUACUUGUCGACGUUAAAAUAUUUCAUAAUUUUUUUUAAAAUUUUCUUUCAAUAGUUAUGGUGACCAAAACAGUAUUAAUUUUUUAUCUGCAGGGAUAUUAAAAACCCGGUAUCUAGGAAACAUAAUAUUUGAGCACAUAAAUGGUUGGGACGGGGUUUGAAAGUUGAAACUCCCAAAGGCACAUCUUUGAUACUUAAACUAUACAUAUUUAACUUAAAUACCUAUGUUUUUUUUUACACUUAGUCACUUUUUACAUGACGGUGACCAUAUAUUAAUAUUAUUAUUGUUUAUUUUUUCGAAAAGAUAAUGGGCCCCACUGAAUAGGUUCGUGUGGGGACCCAUGAGUUCACAAUUUAUUAUAAGAAAACUAUUACAUUCAAAUAAUAAUUUAAAUUUAACUUUUUUUUUACAAUUUUAGACUUAAGAAAUUAAUUUAAACAUAUGCAAUGUAGGUAACAAUAAUUAAUACAUGUAUAAUACAGUUUGAUAAAAUAAAAAUGCAAGCAACUAGAUUAAAGAUAUACAAAUAUUUAAAGUUUUAAAUUUGGAUCAUUUUGCAACCAGUUAGUUAUUUUUAGUUUUUUUUAUAUGUCUAUAAUAAACACAAUACAAGGCAAUAGUUUCUAUUUCCGGAAAAAAUUGAUAAUAAAGGGAAAAUAAGUACAAAAAACAAAAUUAUAUAUAUAAAAAAAAUGCCAAACAUUUGACUAAGCCCCACUUUUCUGGGAUUAGAUAUAUCUCUGUAAAGAUACGAUAGUCAAUUACAAUAUUAUUAUUAAUUAUAAUAAUGUGCGAAAAAAAAUCUUUGAAUUUAUUAUAAUUUGUUUUGGUGGGGAUUUUAUCAUUAAUUUAAUAUUGUUGCUUGAUUUUAUAAAGGUUACGAAAGUAAUAUUAUACAUACAUAGCAGUUAAUUAUGAUUCUAAAAAAAAAUUUUACUAUACAGAAUAAUAUUAUUUCACAAGAAUAUAAUCAGUUUUCAAUUUCAUAGUAUUUAUAAUAUUAACAUUCACGGUGAUUCCUUAAACUAAUUUCUCCGAUAUGGAUUUUAAAUUUAAAAAAAAAAAAAAAAAAAACGAUCAUUAUUCAUAUAAAUUAUAUUGAAUUUUUACAUUUACGAGUAUCUACAUAAUUGAAUAAAUACAUAUUUUACUUUGUGAUGACUGCUUGCGUCUCUCCAGCCAUGCGUUCAAGCCCCCCUCACCUCGUUUGGGAAAUACUACUUUAACAUGAUAAUUUUAAGUAUAUGUAUAUCUAUCUAAAAAGUUUAAAUUAUCGUUUUUCGUAUAAGCAUUGAAAGCUGACAUACUUUUUAACAUGAUUUUUUUUUUGUUAUCUGUAGUAUUUUUCACAGAUAUUUUGUAAUUUCCUCCGUACUUACUAGAUUAUACGCGGUAUAAACAUUUUAUUUAUACAGAAAUCAUUGAUAAUCCAUUAUUUUUUUAAUAUCUGAGUGAUAAAGAAAAUACUCUGAUUAAAAAAGAAACAUUUAGAGGAAUUUUUAUUGAGUUUAAGCUGAAUUCCGAUAGAUUUUGAAAAUAAUUACAUUACUUGUUUAAUAAUGUUAUAGGUUCUUUAGGUCAGAAUAAAAAAUUGUUUGUGGUUUUAUUUUCGUGUUUUAAUUAUGCCUAUUCGUUAAGCAUAUUUAUUAGGUUGAUACUCUUUUUUUCACAUUAUAGAAAUUAAAAUAGAUGAAAAAUAUCUAAUUUUGUAUUUUUUUUCCCGGGUAAUAUAGGUAUGUAAUGUAAAAUUUCAUUUAUCGAGGUUAUUGCAUUUAAUAUAGGUAGGUACGAUUUCGAUUCAUUAAUUGGUUUCACGCUAUAGAAGCACGUCUAUAUAACAUUUACUAUAUUAUAUAGUAUAUAUAAAUUCGCGCAUUACUCGCAAUAUUAUACGAGUAAUAAUAGUUUAGUUUCCAGUUGCAAGUAUGUAAUGUAUAAUAAGCGAAUAAAACAGAUACGUCUGCACGUAAAAUUGGAACGAGAAAUCGAAAAUUCUCAAAUGUUUCGUAUUUUUCCGUUUUAUUAUUCGCGUUUAUCGGAUCGUUCAGUUCCCGAGUCACACCGCACGUCUACAACAUGUAGGUAUAUGUUUGACAUUCCAGCGUCGGCUAUAUCCCCGUCUCUCGGCUCGUUUAUAUGCGUUAGAUACGAACAAUAAUCUAUUUCGAAUAUUAUAUAUAAUAGCUCGUGACAAAUAUAAUAUAUUUUUAUACGCGAUAUUAUACUAUCUGUCGUCGUUACAAGAGAAAUCCGGACGAUUAUGAUGAAAUAGUAUACUCGUAAAAGUUCGUAGACAGGAAAAGUCUCGGGAGUAUCAACGCGAUAACAUACAAUGUUGACCGAAUAUCUUAAUAAUUUUUUACGUUGUUUUUUUGACGUGUAUUUGUUUUUAUUUCACAAUGACCUCACUAUUACAAUAUCGGAGACUCGAAAGUUUCGAUAGUUUUAAUUUAAUUGUCUCUCUGUAUGCACAGCCGUUUCGAGCAGCUAUAAUCUUUUUGAUCGUAUACAUAUAUUAUAUACUUAAUACUUAUUUUAUGUGUUUAAACUCGGUGUAAUUUAAUGACGAUUUGAGCGUACGAUUAGUUUUGAAAUUAUAAAUUGUACAGUUAUUAUAAAUGUAUACUUAUAACUAUGGUAUGCAGUACUUACCAUAUAGAUUUAUUAAAGAACUAUAGAUAGCUAACUCUAUGAGUAAAAUUGGGAAGCCUGGUAGCUGUAUAGUAUAUACCAAGACAGAGGCGGAUAUCUGGGUGAGAGCCACCCACCCCUUGUAGUUUUCGUCACUUUAUAUUUAUACUCUAUUGAUCAAAAUUUGUUGUUUUAAUAGUUACGCGGUAUAUUUUGGUAUCUGGUAAAUGUAUAUUCUAAAUAUGAAAUACCUAAUAUGCAUAAACUGUAGAAAAAGGGUAGGAUUUGAACAGGAGCUUACUCAGGAAUUUUCAAUGAGUAGGGUUGUAGGGAAUUUUUUUCAAUGAAAACCAUCAUAAUUUGUAUUAAUAUCAAUUUCUGUGCUGAUUAGAGAAAUACAUUUCCAACAAGGAUAAUGGGAAGGACUCAAACCUAUGACUUCUCCUGUUUAUUUUAAAUUCGUCCCUCUAAAACUAGGAUAUAACCGCCAUUAACCAAAAUAACAAACUGUAUAUUGAUUGAUAAAUACAUGCAUUGUGGUGAUAUGAAAACUAUUCCAAACCUAUGCAUCAAGUCCACCCUGGUUCUAUACCAUCACAUAAUUUAUCGUAUAAACAAUUAUUUCAUGGGUCAAAUAAAUACAAUUUGUCCUCUAGACAUAAUAUGCAAGCUACUAAACUUAUACAAAGCCCGGUCCAUUUUUUAUCCAUAACACAAACAAUAAUAUGAGUAUAUCCCGCCGCUUAAUAUGCGUUUUUUUUCAGUUAAGUACAGGAAGUAGGUAUAAUCCAGUAUACUAUAGUAAUAAAUUGUUAACGACACUAUAGGCACUUAAUACUUUCGUAUUUGCUUUACGCGGUUUGCAGCAAUGCCUAUACGCUAUUGUUUACGCGGCUCAAAAGGCCGAACAAGUAGAAAAAUUCCGCGACGGCGGCGUUCGAAAUGAAAGUUUUCCGUUCCAAGAUUAUCGCCAACGGCGGUGGCGACGCGUAUUUAGUUGCGCGAGGUCGUUUACCCGCCCGACCGGUGCACGUCUGCAAAUAUCAUUGACCGGUACGCGCGAGCGCGAUGAGAUUCGUCGGGAUUUAUAAUAUUGUAGAAAAUGGUCAUCGCCUUAUAAUAUUGGGUACUGUUUUGUCGAUUUCUAUCACGAAUCCCCCCCGCGGUAGAUACCUAUGAGGAUACCAUUAUUAUCCACCUCUGGGGAUCUAUUAUUAUUGCUUUCGACGGAUAUAAAAUGUAGACAAAAAGAAAAAAAAAAAACAACCGAACAAUCCCAGAUAAAACUUUUAUUUAAGCAUUUAUAUAUAUAUAUUUAUUAAGUACAUAGACGUAGGAUUUCCCGCGAUUAUUAUUAUAAUAUAGAUUUUACCGGACGUAAGACGAGAAACUAUACAAUGAUUGUUGUCAAUUUAUAUUUUUUUUAUAGUAACUAUGUACAUAUUAUUAUAACAGUCGUUGUUGUUUUAUAUUUUGUUACGCUUCGAUUAAAUUUACUACCUAUUUAUAUUAUUAUUUCAUCUGGCAUUAAAUUCAAUAAAUAAAAGAAAAAAUAAGAAAGAAAAAGAAAAAGGAAUCCAUUUUAUACCUUUUUUUUUUUUAAUCUGAAAAUCUGACGAAAGUAAUAAUAUUGUUAUUUUUUUUUCUUUCCGUCGAGCCGCGGUGAAAACAAUAAUAAUAUUAUUUAAUUAUAAUUUUUUUUAUACAGUAUUACUGUAAUAAAAACUUUAUGGAAACUAAAUAAUUGUGUUGCGCUCGUAUAAAACAAAUUUUCAAUUCAAUAAGAUCAACGAUUUAACAAAAAAACUAGACAACUUUCCUUUAGGAAAGAUGCUACUCUCGAAAUUUGGACCAAAAUUUCUGGUAGAGAACAAAAUCCUGGCGCUGUAAAUAUUUUCUCGUUUUUCUUGUACGUUUUUCCCCACUUUUUAUGAAAACCGUUAGGAAAAUAAAAAAAAAGAAACAUCCUCAUUGUAUCGAUUUCUUGGCAUUUUAUGAUUGGAGUAAGAUUUAUUGUAGAAAAUUUGUUUAUAGAUAUAAACUAAAUAAACUCACAUCAUAGCAAAAAUAACAUUAUGUUUGUAUCGACGAUCACAAUGAGUGCUUAAUUUUAAUAUUUAUAAAAUAAUAAAAGAUACAUUAUAAUAUUUGUAACAGUAUUGCCGAACAAGCAAACUAUCAUAUAGGGCGGUUCAUUUAUCACGGAUCAACUAAGGCCGAAUUAAGGGUCCAGUGGGGGGCACACCGGGGACCGGGGACGAUCAUCUCAAAAAAUGUGAAGUCUUUUUAUAAAUUGUAUGCACAUUUUUGUACUACAACGGUUUUAAACAAAUAUUUUAUACUUAUAAUAUCAACGAUAAACUCAUACAUUUCGAUGUUUCAAGUUAGUGUACUUAUUUUUUUAUUUUUUUUUGUAAAACGUUUUCUCUCACUAUAUUAUCGGAAUAAUAUAUAUAUAUACAUAAUUUAAUAAUAAUUAAAUAACACUCUCGUAAUAAUUGUACCUAUAAGUUACAACAAUGAGUUGUUUUUGUUUUUUUUUUUUUUGAAAAUCGUGUAAUUAUAUUGCUAUAAACGAGAAGCUCCGUGAGAACUACGUAAAUAAUAUGGAGUUCUCACUUUCGUGUUGUUUUUAUUUUUUUCAUCUGUUCUCCUCUCAAAAGGCAAUGAACAAUUAUUCGUAUUUUUUUUUUUUCAUCAGCAAGUGAAACUGUUUUUUUUUUUUUUUUCAUUACGUGGUAAGUAUAAGUACAAGUAUGAUAUUAUAUUGUACGACCGAGAAUGUCGUUUUUAUAGGUAUAUUUAUUAGUUGGCUGGUAUAAAAGGAAAACGGGGGGGGGGGAAGAAAGAAUUCCAACCGCGUGUGUAUAGGUAUAUAAUAUGAUGAUGGAAACGUGAAUGUUAUAAAUGGCUAUAUGUUCCCAGUCGCGAAGCAAACGUCGUCGUACAGGAUAGAGAAUAAUAUUAAGUAUAAUAUUAUGUUGUUUACAAGAAAUGCAUGAUUUCGAAAAUUAAUGGAUACCUAGGUACUUUCUGGACGAGCUGAAUACCUUUUACGGGACUUCGAAUUGAAUGGAAAAAAGCCGGACAUACAUAUCGCAUUUCGCAACAAAUUAUUGUCUUGUAAGCGAGAAGUUUGGAAGGUAUUGUUGCCGGAUAUAUCCGUUGAUUUAGUGUAUACUGCAUAGUGAAAGCAACGUGAUUAUUGCGGUAAAAAAACGAUUUUGAACGGAGCUCUGAAGUAAACCGUGAUAGCAUAGAAACCAAUGAAAAUCAAAUAACCAAUGUAUGUAUUUGCUGUCGGUUUUUUUUGUUGAAAAAUUUAAAAAUAUCCAAAUGCUACCAGAAGAAAAAAUUGCGUCUAUUGAGGUUAGGUAUGGCGCGAAAAAAUCAAACCAUUUUUACUAACCAAAAAACCGUAUUCUAUUCGGAAUUUAUUAUAUUGGACGAUUCUCGAAUUGUAUUCGCGGAAAAUUAAGAGAUAUACAUGUAUUAUAUCAUUUUAAUUUUUUCUACUUACGCCAGCGUAACGACUAUAUUAUAUAGUAAUUUAUACACACAUAGUGUUCCGUUAAUAAUCGUAUUUUCAAAAAAAAAACUGUAAUUUACCGUUUUAAUCAGAGGUUUCAUUCGAAUUAAUUAUGGAGGAAAAAACAACAAAUUAGUUAAUCUCUACUAUAUAACUACGCUUGAUGUGGAUGGUUCGACUUUUACUCGAUGUUUAAAAAUAUAUAAUAUAUGAAUAUAGUAACUCACAGGGAUUUUGGGCAUUAGUUCAUUUUUUUUUGCUCGGCAUAAUGGAAAUUUAUGCAAUUAAGGUAGGUACUUAUAAUAUUUAAAAUAUAAAACAAUUUUAAAUUGCUCCGAUGAUUUUUUCUAAAAAAAAUCCAUUUUUUAUGUAUUUGUCCACGAUAUACGUGUGUUAUAAAAAUAAUUUUACCUUUUGUGUUUUUUAUCUAAUAUAGUGGCGCUGGUUAUUGGCGGAUCUAGAGGAGGGGCGAUAAGCGCGACCGUUCACCCGUUCACUCUUCGAUAAACUCUUAGUUGGAUUCAUUAUUUUGAGCUCAUCAUGAAUAAGCUUAUGAACAUCAUGAACAACCUUAUAUGUAUUUUCAAAAUCGCCCCCUUCUCUUAUCCGGAUCCGCCCUUGGCGCUAUUUACAGUACCCAACUCGUAUAGUUUUUUGUUAUUUACACUUUCCGGUUUUUAAUUUUAUAGCUAAGUGAGCGGGCGUCCAAGUUUUGAAAUUGAUUUUUGUUUGGGUUAUUUUGAUGAUUUUAAGCGUCCGAACUUUCUUUUACAUAGAUAAUUCCAUCUCAAUAGUUUAUAUGGAAUUAUAAGUCCAAUCGUUCAAACAUACUCAUUCAAAAUUCUUUAGCCCGCCGCGCCGUUUCACAGCGUGCCACGAUUAACUAUCGAUUUUGCCGCAACGUAAAAUAAUAAUGUAAUAACACAUUAUUAUAACUAUGUUUUCACAUGGUUUUUAUAGUUUUUUUAAAAAAAAAUCGUUUAGACCACGCUAUAAACGGAUCGGUUUUUUCGCGAUUUUCAAAAUUUCCAACGAAACAAAACAAUACAAUUUCGUAACUAUAUACGGCGUCGGCGGUGUGGCCGUUAUAAUGUUUAGCUGACACGAGAACAUUAUUAUCACGGAUCGUGGUUGAUAGCCGUAUAAUAAUAAUAAUUAUUAUUAUUAUAUCGGAUUUAGCCGUUCUGUGUCAACUACCUAUAUAAUCCGAACCGACCAAAUUCCUCGAACAUAAAAUAUUAAUGAUCGCCAAUAUAUUAUACGGGACGCCCAUAAGAGAAUUUCCGGGUUUUGAUUUGAUAUAUUUUCAAAACGGACAAAAUCUACUUCCUGCCAUUUGCUGCAUUCUCAGUACCAAAGAGUUCCGGAACAAGCAUUUCAACACGUUGGGACCCCUUCUAACUGACAUCCAUCCGUCUGCCAGUACCUAAGUGAAAAUUUGCCUAGGAAUUGAAUUGACUAAUCAGGCCCUCAAGACACGAUCAUUACGUUCCUGGUUCUCGAGGGUCAACCGGUCAAGACUUUGUGAUUUUUUUUUUAAUCGGGGGUUUUGCGAUGAAUGAAAACGACAAAAUGUAAAUACCACCAUUUCAAAUACGGAUUAUCAAUGAACCAAAGUAACGAAUCAUUAUGGCCGUGAAUAUGAUGGUCACACCAAGAUAUGACUAUGGAGCCGUGGAACGAAUUAGAUAGAUUGAUUUUGUUUUGAAAACCAAAAAUUAAAAAAAUUACAAUGUGCACAGUAAAAACUGUUUCAACUGUUCAACAGGCUAGUUAAAAUCAGUCAUAAUAAUCGAUUGCCAUUAUGACCAAAAUGAUAAAAUAAAAUUUAAAAACUCGAUUAUGUAUAUAUAAUAUAUAUGUAUUUAUAUGAUCAUAGCAUUGUAUUACAAUCAAUGUGCCAUAUUUUUAUCACUAAAUCGUGACUUCAAUACAUAUAGAAAAAAUAAAUUUACAUUGUAUUAAAAAAAUAUUUCAAUAAUACAGUAAUGAUAUUAUAGAUAACAAAUCUGUCUAAUAUAACCAAAAAUAACCGUCAUGAUAUCUGUAUAGUCAUUAUACAGACAUGAUAAUCGAUACAAAUUAGUCCAUAGUAGAAUAUAAGAAUUUCCCCGGACCUUCAAUCUAAGGUUAUUACACCCGAUAUGUCACUAUAACCGGUGACAUUAUAAUCGAUAUCUACUGUGUACAUCGAUUUUGGUUGGUGGUGGAUUUUUGCAUCAUUUUCUUGUUUGUAAAUAUGAGUAGUUAUUCAAAACCCGGACAUUAUAUUUUGGGCACCAUGUAAUAUUAUCAUCGGUACUACGUGUGCUUAUAAUAUUUUGUAAUAACGUGCAGUUCGAAUUAAAAAGUAACGUGAUACCAGCUAUUAUUGAUUUGCUACUAGGUAUACGGGAUUACGGACAGAUUCACGGACGCCUGGCGUGAUGAAUACGUGCGUUUAAAAAGAAAAAAAGAAAUAAAUAGAUUUGGCGGUAAGAUUAGAAAAAAAUCAAACUGUCGAUCUCAUCUGCUAUACCUACUGUAGUUGCAGGUGGUAUGAGUUUCUGUUGCGGCUUUACAUUCAUCGACGGUGAUUUAUGAAUAUUUUUGGGUGACGAAGACGUGUAAUUCGAUACGAUAUUCUGCCCGUCAUCUUGAACUUGAUUGUAAUAUAUAUAUAUAUAUACAUAGAGACGUGUGUUUAUUGCAGGGUAACUGCAGUGCAAUAACCCGAUAUAGACCGUCUAGAAUAACGAUAAUUUCCAACGCACCUCGAUCGUAGGUUAUCUAUUAUAAUAUAAUACUACCGGCCAGAUAGCGUGUUUCGAUUAGAAGAAAAAAAAUUAGAAAAACACCGAUGAUAAUUCAUUAUACUAUGCUGUUUAAUAUAUCGCAUUGAACGACGACGGAACGACAAAUUUGCAUCGUAAUCAUCGGUCCAAAACGGUGUCGUUGUAUUUUUGAGUAUGUAUAUACAAGACGAACAAAAAAAAAAGAAAAAAAGUCUGCGAUAAUUGUUUACGCGUACAAUAAUUAUUGCGUCUUUAUGCAUUCGUAUUUUAUAAUUUUUCGUCGAAAAGACAAUAAUAUUGUAUUUAUUCCUAUACCGUUCAAAUAUAUGGACAACGCGAAAUUUACAGUAAUAGAAACGACGAGAUGCCAAAAAUAUGUAUAAAACCUAUUGUCGUAAUUUUAAUUUUAAAUCUCCUUUUUUUAUAUCCGCGACGAUUUAGUUUUAGUUUCAUAACUUUUAUAUCAUAUACUUUAAAGGAACGGGAUUUUCCGUCAAGUGAUAUUAUUCGGACUUUUUUCUAGAUUCCCAAAAGUUUUAAAUAAAAAUGUAUCGGUAUUGUAGGUAAAUCUAUAAUGAGUAAAGAUCUGCAAUUUUGAACAUUUCGAAGCCGGAUUUCAAAAUAAUUUUAUAAUAGUAAUAAAUAAUUAAAUUUAUAUAUGUGUGACUGGGAUUUGAAUUUUAAACUUUGUGUUGAUUUUUACAGUCAGCGAGGGAUUUUAAACUUUUUCAAAUGUAUCUAUUAAUAGAUGCCUCUUUUUUAGAAAACGUUUUAUUGAAAUUAUAUCGAUGUCUGGGAGUCCAGACCCCUGGACCCUCCCCCUUAAAUCCAUUAAUGCCAGCAGUAAAGUUACUUUGGCUACUCGGGGGUGGGGGGAGGAGAUUCUACUUUAAUUAUUCCUUUAGCCUGCUGUUUUUUAAAAUUUAAAGUAUAAACGUGUAUAAUAGUCGUCAUUAUCAGUUUUUUAUCGUUAUUAUUUCCCCAUACAACGUGUUUACACUUUGUAUCGUAUGUUUAACGUAAUGAUAACAAAAUCCAGACUAAGUGAUGAAAAUAACUAUACCUAUAUAUUAAAAUCCGUCGAAAACAUUCUGGACUAUAGUACCACGAGUAUAUUAUAGUGUUGCAGUUUAUGGACUGUUGGUGUCCUCGUGAGUCGGUUACUGUUAUCUAUCGCUUGCAGUAUACACGUGUAUAUAAUAGAACUAAGUGAAAUUUUAUAAAGGACCAGGGAGGGGGUGGGAGAGGAGGGAAUACGUUUACAUUUAAUAACAAAUAAAAGAAAAACUAUAAGUAUCAAAAUAUAACGCUCCAUUAGACCCAUCUGUUACCUAUACAAUAAUAAUAAUGUCAGUGUUUUUAUCGUCGUCAGCAUACUGCAGACGCAUUCUUUUCAGAGCACAUAACGUAUUCUGUCAGCGUAAAUACACUUUGUUGAAACCUCGUUCACCACAUCGUCGUCGUUGUGUAGAAUCGUCUAUAAGGUCAUUGAGCUAUUGACAGCCAGUAGUCGUUGUUCUUAAGACCUGUGCAUAUCUACCUGUAGUUUUUAUUAUUUUUACCUUUACACAAAACGAACUCAUCGUCACACCGGAAACGAUGUGACACUCCGCGAACGGAAACGGCACUGUUAUAAUAUCUCGAGGUGUUGCGUCUAAUUCGAUACCUUUUAUCAAUACCUAAUAAUAAUAAUAAUAAUAAUAAUAAUAAUAAUUUAUUAUCGAUGAAUGUGUUAUUAUUAUUUUAUAGUUAUUGUGACGUCGGAAUACGUAAAAUAUAGAGCAAACAGAGAGGGGGGAGGGGGGCUGACCACGUUUUUUCGGUUAACGUUUCACAAUAUUAUAUUCCAGUAACGGCAACAUGUCUGUAUAAAAAUAUAAGCGAUGAAGUCACGAAGUUACAUUAUUCUAUACAGUAUAAUAUAAGAUUUUAUUGUAUUUGUUUUCUUCCGAUUCGAAUUUAACAAAAUAUAAAUAAUUAUAAUGCGUUAACCUAAAUAUUAUUGUAUAGAGUUUAUUAUAUUGUUUAUAAUAUCGAACGACUGUCGAAUUUUUUUGAGGCGGUAACAUGAGCGGUGCAUGUUUCAAAAAUUUCGUUGCAAGUAUACAAAAAUACUAAAAUACCAGUACAGCAAAACAAUAAAUGAGUAGACAUAGACCGUAGACGUAUUAUAAUAAUAAUAUAUGGAUUGUGUAACUUUUGAACAGAGGAAUUUUAAGUGCUAAGUGAGGUCUCGUCACUAACAUUUUUUCAUUUUGCCCUAAACUCAAUAGGUAUCGGAUAAUCGCAAUCGCGGAAGUGCGGUGUGCUUUUGGCUGCUUAAUUAUACGUACAAGACAGACAGCGAAAUAAAAUUUGGUGACGAGGCACAAGGUACAUAAGUAUCAGUGUAAGUCCGAUUAUAUAAUAUGGACUUGCACUGUGUUGUAUGUGUUUCUAACAAUGUUAGUUCCCCGGAUCUCUCUUCAUCACUCAUUCUGCUAUCAAUCCGUUUCUUUUGUAGGUCUAUGUGAUAGGUUAAAGAAAUAUACGAUGACUAAUAAAACGAUUUUUCGAUAAGCAGUUCGCAAAAUAAUUAUCGGGUAAUUGUUCGUAUAAUAAAAAAUAUACAUAUUAUAUUCCGAGUAAACAUAUUUUAUUUUUUUUUGUUAAAAUCGAAUGUAUUGACUUUCAUAGGAACAAAUAACCGAUUAAAACUCAUCAAAGUAGCAAUAUGUACGUAAUCAAAUAUAUAUAUAUAUAUGUUAAUUGAAAAUUAAUCUAUUGAUAUAACUAUUUUUAGUUUACUGUUUUCUUGGAGUUUGUAUUAAAAAGAAAAACAAAUUAAAAUUGUUUAUUAUUUAUUUUUCCGCGUUUAAAUAUUUACCGAAUUGUGUUUAAAAGUCUCGCUCAUUACCAACUACAGUAUUAUCACUUAUCGAUAAAAUCAACAUAAUAUUAAAUUUUUUCAAAUACUCCGUUUGAUUAAAAACGAUAAUUUUGUACACGCAUUUAUUUUCUUAAUAAUAUGUAAUACAAUAUAAAAUAUAAUAUUAUUAUGCGUCGUCCUAGCACUAUAUUCAAAGUCAAUUAAAAUUAUUGUUAUCAUUUUCAUUGUAUCUAAAAUAAUGAUAAUGUUGGAAAAUUUAUAUUUAUAAAAAGUAUAAAACACGACAAAUGUGUAUACGUGUAUACAUAAGACUAAUCGGUUUUUUUCUUUAUCUAAAAUAGCUAAUAUAAAACAAUCAACGAUGAUCAAACAUUUUGUUAGAAUUAUUAGAGAAACUAAAAUGACCCACAGAAGACAUAACAAACUCUGAACAAUUUCUUUUUCUUUUUAGAUUCUGAGCGAAGCUAGUAAUGUAUUUGUUUUAUAAUGAUGUCUAUUUUUUAUUUCUUUACUGUGUACACAAAUUUCAUCAGAAAUCUUUCUUCAAUUUUCAAGCAUAGUAUUUUUUCUGAAAGAAAAUUUUACCUGGAUAGUACUUUAAGAAGGUCAUUUUUUGAUUUUUUACGUGGUUUUCAUAAUAAUGUCAUUGUAUCUUUGAUCACAAAAAAAAAAGUAAAUUUGAUAUAUUUUUAAUAGAUACAAGCAAUUUUAAAAGUACACCUAUACACUAAUACAAUACAUGCACAAAAUUUAUAAUUUAGUCCAAAAAGUUAAAGAGAAAAAUGACAUAAUAUUAAGUUGUAUAAAUAAAAAAAUCGAAAAAUUGAUUUCUGUCCCUGUGACCUAAGAAACAUUAACGUUAUUUUAAAAGUUUUAAAGUUUUUAUAUACAUUCAGAUUGAUUAACACGGCGUAAAUGUAAUAAUUACGAAUACAAAGUAAAUAUUAUGGACGUUCUUGGCCAGGGUUCAUAAAAAAAAAAAUUCAUUAAAUUGAGGGCAAUGGAUAAUAUACUCGAAUUAUUAUUACGAUGUGGUUUGUAUAAACGUUAUACACUAGAUUUUUUUCCCAGCGAUAACUGUACCUGUGUGCAAAAUCAGUAGUAUCGAUAAUAUUAUUAGUUAGCUUGCAGUCCUAACAACAACACCGAAUUUCCGAAUUCGUAUGUAGGUAAGAUAUACGUGCAUCGUGUUAUCUAUAUAGGCUAGUUUCCGAUUAGUCUUGCAAUUGAAGCGUUACUUGACGAAAAAAAUAUCGAAUAUUCGUCCUCCCCUCUACACACACAUACAUCGGCCACCACUACUGCUAUAAGAGAGGUCAAUCGCUGUGUAUUCAUUGCUUGCCUUCCCCAUCACGUCUCGGUAAAUCUACCGAAAAUCAUCAUAUGGUCAAAAGAAUAUUAUUUACUUCAAUAUUAUAAAAGACGCGGGAAGCUAUUUUGACAGCGACACAAAGCCGAAUGACAUUAGGAAUGGGGGAGGGGGGGAUAAACUAGGUCGAUGUCGUCGAGUAAUAAUUAAUAACGCGCCGUUCGUCCGGAUGUAUUUUAGCCCGAAAAUCGGCAUUUUACGAGAAAUACGAAAAAAAAUUACGCACAUAUGACAAUAUAAUGUCUAUGUAACAAUAUUGAUAAUUGAUAUAAAAAUAUAUAAAUUCAUAUUCCAAGUAUCGUGAUAUAUAAUUCAUUUUUAAUAUCUCGCCGUAAACGUCUUUGGACUGCGCCUAAUGGUUUUUUGAAAUUCUAUUUAGAACGUAAUAAUAUUACGACCAUCAAAACUGUAUUAGUUUGUUCGAAGGUUAUUCGAAACGUGUCGUAUAUCGUAACGCACAUUCAGUUAUUUGUUAUUACAAACUAUGUAUUGUAUUAGAUACGUAAAAUAGUAUACGUCUUGCAAUUUUAGUUACUAUAAUAUACUUACAGGGUAAUCCUGUGUACUUAUAGUGUAUAGGGCGAUUUUUUUUCAUUGCAAACCACGAACUUUUCGAGUAAAUAUCUGAAUUUCAGUGCUAUUUUACCCAUUACGUAUAUAGGCAAUUGUUUAAUGAUCUGGUUUUGUGAUAAGAUACAAAUUUUAUCCAACUUCAAUCCUAUAAUCGAGACAAUCUAGUAUUCUAUUUUGGAAUAGACGUUUACACAUAACACGGGUUGCUAUUUAUACAGAAUAAGGUUAAAAUGUUCAAAAAUUUCGUGUAUAAAAUCUGAGUAAAAAAAUAUUAAUAAUUUAUUUCGAGGUCUUCGUUCAAAAUCAUAUGGCUUAUUAUGCUGAUUUGUUACCACUCUGUAUAUGGUUUUUACGAUACACUCUAUGAAUAUUACUUUUUCUGUUUAAAAUAUAAUUUUUGCGUUGCAAUCCGACCGUGUAGACAGACGGUUUUGAAAUAUUUACACUGUUCGAACAGAACAGUAAUGUACACGUCUCUAAUUAAAAAAAAAACUAUAAUUAAAAUUCAUUAUUAUAUCUAUGUAAUCCAAAUGUUACCUCAAAAUACGAAGAUAUUAUCCAAAUCUAAUAACCUAACCUUCUGACGAAAUCAUUAUUAAAAUUACACCUUAUGCAACGUGAUUUUCAUUGUUUUUUUUUUUUUUUUUUCCAGAACGCCGUCACCACUCAACGUCAGACUUCGAUACUCGAACAGUUGAACAAAUAUUACUACUUCACCAGGACGAAGGGUCUAUUCAGAAUAUGCUACCCUAAGGACAGGCCCCCGACCGGUAAAUAUUAUUGUUGUGUUGUCAAUAAAAAUAUUUAUCCUAUAUAUAUAUUAGAUACCUAAUAAAAAUCGAUGUUUCCGUCGGGAUGAUGGAUGUGUUUACUAUUAUGGUACUCGAUACAUUUUUGAAAAUUCGAUACAGUCAAAUCGAUUUAUCGGGUUACCAGUCACGUUUGGGUUUUUUUUUUUUUUUUUGUUACACGCGGAAAAAUACAGUUUAAAGAAAACUCGGCUAUUGGGAAAAUAAUAAUGUAUUAUAAUCGUCGGUAUAAAUUCCUGUACGCAGGCAAGGCAAAAAUAAUAUAGUAAUUCGUACGACCGUCUUGUGUUACAUUGAAACGGUUUUGCGUACCCAAUAUUUCAAUCGGGUCUGAUAGAAUACUGCAGAACCGAAGGCUAGAGCAAUACUACGGAAUGCGAUCGUUUUGUUUUGUUUUUUUCGUUUGUGUUUUUUUUUUUCUGCACUGCGUUUCGUUGUACCGUCAUAACCUCUCUACUAUGUAAAUUAUAAACAACAUCGCGCCGUAAAAAUGUUGUUUUAUUUACACGGAGUGUACCUAUUAAUAUUUCGAAUAGCAUUUAAACAAUAUUAAUAGUGAAGAUGUGUUUUAUAUGCGUUUCGCACACGUUCGCGCAAUGUUAUUACAAUAAAAUUGUUGUGACGGAUAAUAAUCAGGGAUGGGUACUUGAAAAGUAUUUGAAAACGAAUAUCUAGAUACUAUAGAUACAAGAUACUGUUUACGUAUGUAAAGUUAUGUAAUGUCAGAAUUCAAUUGCCGUGCGCCGUGCCGCCAUUCAAAUGAUACUCUACUAUACUACGAAAAACUCAAAAGUCGAAUAUUUCGUCAACGGGUCAACGGACAUCAACAAUUUUAAUACCAAAAUGCAUUUCAACCGAUACUACUUAUAUUUAUGGAAUUUCUAUUACAGGUUCCCAUUUGUAAAUCUAAAGUAGGUAGUCGUUUCACUUCCAAGAAUAAGGGUGACCAAAUAGCGGCAACGUAACGUUUUAGAAUAUUCUGCAAUUACAAAAAGUUUGUACGUAAGUCGUUUUUUUUUUUUUUUUAAAACAAGUAUUCCAUGGAAAAUCUGACUGUAUCAUGAAAUUUGAAUUCUUGAAAAAUCUUAUUUGGGUAUAUAUUACUGUGUAGAUAUUAUGAGUGUAAUAAUUUAAAAUUUUUCGCGCUUGGCCGUUAAUAAUAUGUAGAUUUAUACUUCCUACGUUCGGUAACAAUUCCAGUCAAUCGACGGGCGACGGUUAUUACGCCGAGAUUAGAUAACUCGUGUUUAAACUACCUGCAAUAUAAUAACGAUUUAUUAUAAUCUGCUGGCAAUUUUCGUUCAUUUCUGGCCACGAACUGAAAACUCAACAGUCGAAUUCGUCGUGUAUGGUUCGUAUUUAAUUCGUUAUACCUACGCCCGACGAUUGAAACCUAAAAAAAAAAAAAAAAAACCAACGAUUUGUCCAACAGUCCUCGCCGGCGAAAUCCAACCGGACUGAAGAGACGGACGGAAUACAAUAGUGUUUUGCGCGUUACGUGCGUAUAAUAAUACGGUACACGCCGAUACGCCAUUGCGCAAAACGUCCGUAAAGCACGUAAGUGCGCGAUUUUCAGUUAAAGCGAAAAUCUCGGCUCGGCGAUGUCGUGUGCGGCGAACAAAAAACGCGCGUUUGUUGUUUAAAACACCGAAUACUGCAGAUGUUGGUGUGCGAAAUGCGCGGUAACGAGUACGUACGUAGGCGCACAUUGUAAUAACGACAACAAUAAUAAUCACGUAUUAUUUAUAGUACGGUACGACCGCGUGAGAAAUCCGGAUAGUCAUUUUUAAUUCGGGUAUUUAAUUUAUCGUAAUGUACUGCAGUCGAAUUUGCCGUGUUAUUACAAUACGAUUUUUCGGACCGGGCGUAUAAUAUCGCAUUGCGGAUUACGAAACUGUAUUCUGAUAAAAUCGCGCGCGCGUUGCGUAAUCAAUACGGUAAUAAUUACAAUUGCUUAUUAUGUUACCAUUUCGGAUGUGUCCGUUCACUGUUUUCGACUCGACGCACGUGCCUCACACUUCACUUCUUUUUAUUAUAAUUUUCAUAGAAUGCAGCCGGUUAUGCGCAGAGCGCGAUGCUCUAUUUACUUUGUCACAUAUUCAUUUUGCCAUGACCAUUAAUAACGAUGGACAUUAAUGCACCGCGCCGCCGCCGUUUGAAAUGUCCGUUUUAUUAAUUACCGCCGACGUUUCAGUUUUAGAGGACGUGAUGCCCGCAUAAUACGUGCUGUCUCCGUUCUUAUAAGCGCACUGCAUAACGGAUUUGCGUCGGACAGGGACAAUUCUGUGCCGUUCGUGCGGACGAGAUGUAGGCAUUAUUAAAUUAUUUUAUUCCGUGUACUCAUAUCUCCCCCUAUUAAAAAUUAAAAUAUCAAAACAAAAAAAUGGCACCGGCAUUGCACAGAUCGUGUUAGUGGACAAUAAGUAUAAUAUACUUUCGAUAGCAGGCCGUCUAUUCACUCUAGUGUUAAAACUGACAACCGCGUAUGGAAUGUACCGGUUCACCGAGUUUUAGGAUUUUCACCGGCCCAAAAUUAUACAAAAUAGAUCAAAUUGACAUAAAUUCAAUUAAAAACAAGUAGCAAUCACUGCGGGUUUAGCGGCCCACCGAGAUUUUCUCUGUAGCUCACCGGUUCAAUCCGGGCCUGUUGAUGUCGUCCCUGCUGAAAGCACAUUUGGUAAGUCGUACUUUGUUAGACGGAGACAAUACCUACGGGAAUCGCAUUAGGAUGCGUUUAGAUUAUGGUCCGAACAAGAACGAACGAACGACUCUAUGUAGACAGCCUGACCGAAGUCGAACAAAUGUUUUCGCUUUGUACUUGUUCGCAUGUCUAUUUGUAAAACACAGUAAGUGUCACUUAAUCAAUUUAGUAUUUACGUUUUAGAUUCUGAGUGGAGUUAGGAAUGUAUUGGUUACACUAUGAUCUGUGGUUUUUUUUUUUUUGUGUGUGCUUAAGCAACUUUUCUAACUGAAAUCGUGUUCUAGCGAAUGAAUGACAAAAGAUCUUUUUGUAGAAUUUUGGAUUUAGCUGGUGCAUUAAGGUCAUUUUUUGAUUUUCUUAGGGUUAUUAAAAACAAUUUGGGAAGACGACGUUUAGGAAAAAAGGACAAAUUUACAGCGUUACGUUUUUAUUAUUUAAAAUGUUUACGCUUCAUAUUUUCUAUCAGCAAUAUUUUUCCAUUAGAUAAACAACGCGAGAGCUAUUUUGUUGGAUUUUGGAUCUAGUUGGUAAGGAAGAAACUAAUUUUUUAAUUUUUGAUUUGUUAAUAAUUGAGGAAAACUGAAAUAAACGGGAAAGUUUACGAAAAUAAUGGUUUCAUUCUUUUUCAAUUUUGUUUUUUUGUUUUAAUUCUGUUAGACUUCAAUUUUUUUAGAAUAUAUAGACUUUAACUAUGUUCGCUAUAUUUGCGUUUUGAGAAUUUUUGAAAUUUAUGAGCAUUUUAUAUUUGUGAGUUUUUUUACGUAGUUUUUAUUCGUUAAAUACUAUAUGGAUAAAAUUGUUUUACCAAACAGAAAUGCUUGAUAAUUUAACUGGAAAUUCAUUAUUAAUCGUUCGUUGGGUUAUAAUUAAGCUGUAAAUAGUGGUAAAAAAAGAAGAAGAAUGUAAUACAGUUGUUAUUCUGUUAUAUAAAAUUGUUGAGUUCAAACUUUGACGAAUAUUGUUAAAAUUAUGGCAUUUCAAAACAUGUAUAAUCGAAAUUUUUCGUUAGCAAUGGUUUAUCGUUACUUAUAGAUAUAAAUUAAUUACUUAUUGCAUCCUACCUUUCCAACUUCCUACCUACAACAUUGGCACACCUGUCCCCAGUAUCAGUUCUUUUUUUUGUUUUUAUAUCGAUAUUAUUUAGUAAAUUCGAAAUAAAAUUUGCAAAUCGAUUAUAUUAUAGUGGCGCUUACUGUGUUUUACAUAAUAUAGACAGCCGCAUAGUCUAAACGCACCUUUAAAGGUGGGCGCUCUUUGCCUUUUUUCCUCCUAGUCAAACGUGAUCGAAAUAAUAAUUCCUAAGUAUAGGACAUAGGUAUUUAAUAAAAAUAUAAUAAGUAUACUCAUGGGCCACCUGUUUUCCUUCUCUCCGGCCAGCAGCUUGGACAAAAAAUAAAUAAUAAUAAUAACAAAACCAUUGUCGCAAUCGUAUAGCAGUAGUUAUAGUAGUAGUAGUAGUAGUAGUAGUAGUAGUAAUAGUAGUAGUAGUAGUAGUAGUAAUAGUAGUAAUAGAAGUAAUAGUAGUAUUAGUAUUAGUAGGUAUUUUCGCUCCGUUAUAAUAUUAUUAUUAUUAUUGCGUCACCUGUCCACGAAUUCCGCGGGCGCGCAGUCUCUCUCCCACGGAAUGGAAAAAACGACCAAACACAACAACAAUAGAGCACCGAGUUUUCUACGUGUACAUCUACCUACCUACCUACCUACCUAAUAUAAUAAUAUGUUGUGCUGCUGUGCUGUGUUGGUCAAGGAUCUUUGUUGUUGCAGCCGAGUAAAAAAAAAAAAAUAUAUAUAUAUAUAUAUUAAUACAAUAUAAUGAUAAUGAAAGAAAAAAAGAAGAAAGGGCCUGCGACUGCUGUUGUAGCCGACUCGCUUUCAUCCGAUUCUAUCACGUACCUAUGUAUAAUUUUAUUAUAAUUACAUUUAGAAACCACGUAACAUUUACACGUAGAUACAUUUCUCUCGCGACGAUUGAUAAAAAAGAGACGACGAAAACAAAAUUUUCGAUUAUUUUGUACAAUAGGUUCGAGUUUUCAGCUACUAAUUUUUCACUCAAAAACAACAUUAAACUUAAAGGCAUUAACUACCUUCGUUGAAGAAUAUUUGGCUUUUUCGAAACGUAAUAAUUAAGUUCGAUUAUUUUUUUCGAAAAUGAAACUUUUAUCGUUUUUUAUCCCGUGCAGAAUAAAAUACUUUUCGGAAGAAAAUUGACUUUCACAUGUUUUUUUUUUUCAUUUUGCUCGUCGGUAUUAUUUAUCUAUUAAGAUACAUUGAAAUGUAAUGUUGUGGUUUUUUUUUAUAAUCGCGCUGUUUUAAAAAAAAAGAAAAUAUACCUUAUAAUAUUGCGGUGGCGAUGAAUAACCUCAUUCGACCGGUUUCCUAGGUUUUUCUAGUACUAUUAUUACAUACUUAUACCUAUAUAGUCCAGGUUUAUCGUUUUAGAUUUUGUUUGGUCGCGCGUUUGUGGUCAGGCGGAUAUUAUUAUCAAUAUGAUAAAAAGUAGACGUUUUCAACGAGUUUUACUACUUAAAUUUCCCGACAAAAUUCAUCGGUAUAUUAUACAUCGCUAUUCUAUAAAAAGUUUAAAAAUGUCGAUUAAUACCACCGAAGUAAAUUAUACCGUAUCGUGUUAUUAUUUAUAUACUUAACCAAUCAAGACGUCAAUAUAUAAAUUCAGUAAAAAAAAAAAAAGGAAAAAAAAAACUGUAAUUUAUUCGUUAGCUCACUAUUAAUCAUACACAAUACACAAUCCGUUAUUUGCAGUGCGUGUCGUUUCUAAAUUAUUAUAUUACAGCGGACCAUCAAUAGGAUAAUAACAAUAUUAUAAUGAGGCAAUUUAACGAUUAUAUUUAAACAGUUACGAGUACUGUAAUUCAUAUUGUAAACUGAUUAUUUUUUUCUUUUUCAACCCGUAAACAUAUAUCAAAAGUAAUAAUCCCUCAUCACACCUAAUGCCGAUUGGGUUUUGACAAUAGUUCGGUAUUUACUAGUUUCUCGGUUUUCGAUAAACAAAAAUUUACUCGUCAAUUACCUGUUGGAUUUUAAAAAUGUUGAUGAUUAUUAACAUACUAUCUGUAUAAAUACUAUAUAAUAUGUGCUUUAGUCAUGACUUCUAUGAUUCACCGCGUGAAAAAAUGAUAUAAUUCAUACGGUUUUCUCGGAAGAAUUUAUUUUUCAUGCGUUUAUUAUUCAUUUAUGACGUAAUUUAUUCAUAUUUUGUACAGAUCACGACAGUAAUAAGACGAUAAGACGAGCUCGUAUAAUAUAAACAGUUUUGAUAAAAUGUGCGGUACUAUUCCGACUGUGAUUUUAAAUUUGAAUACCUUCAUUUACGUGUAUGUCACAAACACACGUUAAAAUAAUGACAUGAAAAAAACAAAAACCGAACAAAUUAUCUCAUAUAACAAUCUUUGUUUGUUGAUCACUUCAAUCACGACAAAACGCACGAAAUUAAAUAAAAACACUAAUAACCGACCCGGUUGCAGUAUAUAUAAUCGUAGUAACAAAUCAACAGUGUAGUAAUCGAUGUUCUAUUUUCUCGUUAAAAUAUUAAAUUAAAUUUACUAUAUUAGAUGGAAAAAUCGUAAAAAAAUAAUAACCUCCACGAGUUUAAGUUUCACCGUUAUAGAACUGGUUCGGUAGAAUUUGAGUUAAAUGAUAAUUUUUUUUCCGCACGGAAAUUCCUGUUUUCGGUAUGUACCGUUGCACAUUUACGUGCGUGUACGGAUGUUUAGGCAAAAUAAAAACUAAAGAUACAAACAAUAUAAAGGUAAUCGUAUUCAUAUAGAGUCAUCGUUGGGUGAUAGUCGAAGUUAAAAACCGUUUUGUCGACCCGACUUCGCAUUGUAUCGCGACAGUUCUUGCAAGUAUACGAUUCUGCAAAUAUUUUCGUGUUUUUGCGAAUUGCAUAACGAUUACGUUGUUAUACAGUAAUAAUUACGACGAUCAUUACAUUUCAAUAUUAUGUCAUUUACUAUGUCACUGUGUUGCUGAUAAUAAAACGAUGACCGAACUGAACCGGUCGAUUACAUAUUACUUUAUAUUAUUAUAGGCUAAACAACUACAUUAUUAUCGGUAUCAUUAUUUCGAAAAUUUUAAGGAUACAUUGACUAUUACUCGUUUUUUUUCUGUAUGAUAAAAUUAUGUGUUUUUAUGAGUAUUAUUAUGACUGUGUUACGCUGCAGAUAUAUCAAAAUCUGAAUGAUAUUUCGAAGCAUCAUUUUUGAAUUUCAAUUUGUACGAGUAUAAUAUGUACACGAGUGAUUUUUAUUUUGGAUUUUGAUUAUGAAAAUUGAUGGUUUUUUUACCAUGAUAAUUAUCAUCAUCAUAUAGCUUCAUAAAUCUGCAAGAGUUUUAGCUACCACUGUUAGUCCUCUCCCAACUCCCACGGUUCUAAAUCAUUUUCUUCAGUUCGUAACUUACAAUAUCUCUAGAUCUUAUCGUAUACCAUCCAUCCAACGUUUCUUUGGUAUGAAUACAAAGAUUUCUUGAAGUAUUUUAAGGAAGAGCAUCUCGACAAAAAACACGUAGGAAAAGAUGUAAUGAAGUGGGGGAAAAAGACUUAAGAAUUCUGAUAGUUUAUAAUCAGGAAGAAAAAUAGUUCAAAAUAAAGAUAGAUGACAAAGUGUGUAGUAAUGAGGUCAAAAACUCUUAGUGAGUGUGUAUGUCAGUAGUCGAAGAAGACAAAAUCGAAAACAGCAUUCGAUUUGGAAUAACGAAUUUCCGAACAGAUAUUUUUUGGCUGGAAGUAUCGUAUUAAAUUUCCGUAGAUAAUUUUAAAAUGCAUAUAAAUGUUGCAGUUGAGAAAAUUAAAUUCCGAAUUUCCUGUGUAUAUAAGCGUAUAUAAUAAUUUUAUUUAGAAAUAUACACGUAAUAACCGUCACGACUAUAGGUAUAGGUGCGUUUUUAGCACGAAACCCAUCGACGGCAUCCCCGGGGCUCGUGAGGUUGUUUUUUUUUUUCUAUUGGGAGCGUCAGCAUCAGCUGCCGCUGUACCGGUUCUCUGUAAGAUGUUAUAGUCUUGUCCACAUUCCGCAACCGGUUCCGUGCAUCUGUGCCCCAUUAUCGCUUCUGUAGGACGUAACCCAAGGUCACGUUUAGUGGCACAUUGUGUGUGUGUGUGUGUGUGUGUGUUUAAAGGUAUACUAUGCUUAUACUCGUAUAGGAGAAAAGGACGAAAGAAAAAGCCACGAGGGAAUUGCACCGUCGGUAUUUUUUCCCCCUAUACAUUUCCUCGUCGAGACGAUAUUUCUCUUUUUUAGUUUUACCGGCCGACGUAGAAAGUGGUUGCGCGCUGUGCAACUGUAGGUACUUAUUUAUAGAUAUAAUAUUAUAUACUUACGUGAGAUUCGUGAUUUCACACUGUUUGCCCGGUUAAAUGUAAAGUGUAUAUAUAAAAUGAACACUAUCAAUAUAGAUAUCUAACUAUGGGUACGGUUUUUUUUAAACGUCUGGGAAAACAAGUAAUGAUAUGAUUGAAUCAAAAAAAAAAAAUUAAGAUAUUUUUUUGUUUGAAACUGUAUAUUACACUAAGCGUGGACCUGGAAAAAAAAUAACACAGAUUGUCUUAUCGAAACUACAUCGUACACUUCACAGCAUGUUACGGUUAAGAAAAUUAUAUCUCGGUGAGGUGUUUUAUAGCGAUAACGUCAUAAGUGUCCUAACAAAUUGAAUUGAUCUGCGAAUUUCAUUUUCGCACGUUUCAUACAACUGCAUUUAUGGGUGAGUGGGAGGGGGGUCUGAAUAAAGCGAAAAAAUCAUCAAUCACAAAAAAUGUACUAUUCGAUUUAUUAUUAGAAUUUAAUUGAUACAUGAUUCAUACUCAAUUUUUAAAGGUUUACUUAACGGUAAUUUUGAAAAAAAACCAAAUUUAACUUUCGUAUAAAUUACAAGUCUCAUAUUACCAUAAUAAGUAGAGAUUCAUUAUAAUAUUUUUUUUGUCUAAUAGUAAAAUAUUUGAAUAAACACGAAAAUACCCUUCACUGUUAGCAUUUUAUAGCUAAAACACCAACAAAUAUUAUAAUUUAUAGGUACAGAGGGCUAUAUAUUGUUUCGAGGAAAUGUAAAAGUGAAUUUCUUAAAUAACUAAAUCGAUUUAUUUUAUUGAUCAAUAUAUUUUGAAAAACGCAUACUAUUAUGAUGCGAUUCCCUUCGAAAUAUUGAUCUCUUUGUCCUUUAUAGUUGGUAUUUUAGCUUUAAAAUCAUUUGAAAAGACACUGUUGCCCCUGAAAAUCAUGGGUGAGAAGUGUACUGUUUAUAUCAAUGUAAUAAAAAAGAGUUGAUACUGGAGAUGGAUACAGCUGCUGUUGUAGGUGAGAAAUUGAAAGGGUAUAGGAUACAAAAAAUUAUUUAAUUUAUAUAUGUACCCAAUAAUAAGCUAUUGCCAAAGAAAGACGAUUCGGAGCGAACUCCGGUAAGGCAUAUUUUGAAAUUCCGUAAUUUUUACGGCUUUAGUCAACAUUUGGUCUUAAAAAAAAACAACUAACGCAUUGAAUUUAAAUUAAUUGUUUUUUAAAUCGCCAAGUACAAUUUAUAAUGUACUUUGUGUUAAAUUUUCAAACAUUUUUCUUAGGUAAUAUAAUUUUAAUAACAAACACCUACUAAAAUAUAAAAAUACAUUAUAUAAAACACGAAAAUAACAAAUACCUUUUAUUGGUUUUAAAAUAUCUAUAAUGUUUUGAAAAUUUGAACACUGUACAUUUUAAGCUGUGGCAUACACUGUUUACGCCAUAAUUUAGGCCCGCCAAAAAGUAUAGUAUUUAUUCUAUGAAUUUUUCACAACUCCUAAAACCAACUAGAUAACGUUUCGGGAUUGGACCGAACUCGAAUAUAAGAUCUGUAAAUACAUUAAAGAGCAAGUCGUCUUCUAUACUAUUUCGAUUUUAUAAAACGACCGCCGAAAUUAUAUUUUUCGGAGCUAAUUAUAACAUACCAAAUGAAGUCAUCCAAUGUGGCCUUUUUAAGACGUUAUAUCAAAAUAUAAAGAGCACGUUAUAAACGACUGACUCGGGAUUAUAAAUGUUUUAAUUUCUCGCGCGAACUUAUAUACAAAUUACAGAUGUAUUAACAAAUUGCGUACUUGUAUAUCAGUCGUAAAUAUAUGUUCCGUGUUAUGGAGCUCUCAAAUACGGUAUAGGUACCAUAAAAUGUUUUAAACAGGUAUUUUCGGUUAAUGUAUUAUAAUUUGUUAACUCGUAUGCGUUUUUGUCUAGGUUUCCGUGUACAACUUACGUGAAUGCCAUAAAAAUAUUACGUUAUUUCCUCAAAAAAACACGCAAAGUUUGUCGUAGUUUUUUGAUCCAAAAACCUAACGAAUUGCACCGUCCUACCCGUGACGGUAAUAAAAUAUAAUAAACGACUUAUACAGGUUAAAAAAAAAAAAAAACUGUUUAUUAUUUUUAUCCGCGUAUAAAAUAUUAAUUUUAAUUACAUUAUGGUUUUUAAUAAUACCGACAUCCGUCACGUCAUCAUCACACAAGACGGUCAAAAUAUUAAAAAAAAAAUACGUCAUUCCAAAUUUGAAUUGACUUAAAAAACCAAAAAAAAAUAUUACUCAGGUUUUUCGAUUUUUAAUUUUUAAAUUUUAGAGUUAAAUUUUGGGAUUUAGAGUCCGAUAAGAGAAAGAUGAUUUUAUAUAUUAGGAAAAUUAAAUAACAGUUAAUUUAACGUACCGGCAAUUAUUAUUACAAAUUAUAGGUAGUUUAAUCAAUUUAACAUUUUAACUACUCGUUUAAUUAACGAACAGAAUACAAAUAGUUUCUUCUUUUUUUUCAGUGGAAACUUAUCUUAGUCCCGUAGAAACACAUUGCAUGAACGUCGAUUAUUUCUUCUUGGACACCGACAAUCAAACGCACGAGUUUUCUGAAGACGCCAUGACUAGAUUACGUAAGUCCGCAACUUGUUAUUUUUUACCUAAUUUUUUUGUUUUUUUUUUUUUUUUGUUUUUGAUUUACUCUCGUUUUGUAUAGAUAUGGGCAGGUCGACUAUCGCUCUGUUCGUGGUAAGCUUUUUUGUGAUGUUCAUCGCUUUUUGGACUGGAGUCGCGGGAUGUUGGAGAAGAUCGCCGGGGAACAUCACGGCUACUGCGAUUCUAGUGUUGCUUGCGUGUAAGUUGUUAAUUUUCGGUUUUAUUUUAUUUUUUUAACGUGAAAGCCUAUUUAAUAGUCUAAUAUCACUCGGUUUUCAGGUCUAUUGAGCGCAGGAGCUAUGGGAUUCUGGCACGGUGUGGAAUACUACGAAAAGGAGCGUGUCGUAGGAGAUGAAUUUUACCAACAGUGGACUAACGUGAGUAUAUAAACACAUUAUACGGUAAUCUUAUUUAAAGAUUUCAUAGUCCCGUUUGAUUAUUAUUAUAACACUGUCGAUUUUGAUUCCGUCGCAGAUACUCAAGGAGAACACUCGCAUAUCUUAUGAUUGGUCGUUCUUCAUGGCAUGGACCGGUGUCGCAUUUUCGUUAGUGUCUGCCAUACUUUUCUCCGGUGCUGCCAUCUGUCUGCGGGGUGAACGCGAACGGGAAGAAGCCCUCAACAUGCAAUACUUGAUGCCUGGUUAGUAUAAUUAUUUGGUCGAGUUGGGGUAGUAAAAAAAACGAGAGGUGGUUGAUCAAAUUGGAUGAUAUAGACGUCUAGGAAUAUUGAAGGGAAGGAGAAACGAUGAUAGGAAGUCAAGGACAUUGUUGAGAUAAGUGUAUGUAAAAGCCUUGGAAGAGAUCGGGUAAUGAAAAAUUGGCUUCAGUUCUUUGGGUUUUUACGGGCAAUCAAAGGCAAACACGAAGAAGAAGAUGUACUUGUUUAACAUAAUAUCAAAAAAUUCCACCCAAAUAGUAUAAAAGGUUACUCGGAGACACUAUUAGAAAUACAUUAGUUUUGUACUUGUUUUUUUUUUCGACCGAGGGCACUAUAAUAAUAUUGUAAAGAAAAGGAAACCGACCUAAUAAAACCGAUUUACGGUAAUAAUAUACAUACCUACUGGCGGAUCGCGGCCACGUCGACCUCGAAUCGAGAUUUAAUGCGAACUUUUUCAUCGCGAAACUCGGCCGGCCUCGACCUUGUUGGACCAUUAGAAUUCGCCAACGAAUAGCGAGUACCUAUUAAUUAUGAUAUGACUUACCGCACCCGUGGAACACAAAAUGCGAUUAUAAUAAUAAUAUAAUAAUGGUAAUAAUUAUUUUUAUUGUUUUUGAUUUUACUGGGAACAUUAUACGGCAAGUCGAUUGUUAAUACGUAUUAGUAAUAAGAGAAAAAAAAAGUGGUAAUACUGGAGAAGAGUGCCCCUCUUGUAGGUAGGACGUUGAGAAGAUAAAGCACAUUAAGUUAUUUAAUUUCUAACCGCAAGUAACGAUAAACCAUUGCUAAUAAAAAACGAAGUAAUAAGCGCAGCUUAGUUAUACAUAUUGUUUUGAAAGGCCGUAAUAUUCACGAUUUCCAUUACAUAAAAAAAAAAAACAUUGAACUUAAUUUUUUUUUUUUCUACAUUUCUUUUUGGUCUGACAAUUUUAUCCACAGAGUACCUACUGAAUAAAUAUUAUGUAAAAAAAUGUCAAUAAAUAACCCAAUAAAUGGCUCGAAUGUUUUCAUAAUUUUACCACGACUAAAAAAUCCGAAUCUAAAAUUUAAGUCUGCGAAUAUUUCUAACGGAAGUACAACAAAAAAAACAAAAUUGAAAAUAAUAAAAGAAUUAUUACUUAUAGUUUCGUCAAUAUUCCCGUAUUUUCUACGUAUUUGUUGGUUUUGCUCAAUUAUUAAGAAAAUCGAAAAAAGACUAUUUUGAUCAUAAGCUAGAUUAAAACUUUAACAAAAAAGAUUUCUUGCCGUUUUUUAUUGGAACAAUAUGUAAGGUAGAAAACAUAAGUUACAAAAAUGUAAAAUCAUGAAAUCAUUACGUUUAACGUUAAAUUGUCCGUAUAUCCCUUGUUUUUCCUGGUGUUUCAAAAUUAUUAUAAAAACCGCUUAGAAAAUCAAAAAAAUUAAUUCUUAAUAUAUCAACUAGACAAAAUUUCCUUUUAAAAAAGGUGCUACGCUUGAUAUAUCGAAACAAGAUUUCUGGUAGAAAUUUUGUACACAGUAUAUAUAAAAAAAAAAAAUUAAACAUUAUUAUAAAACCAAUACAUUUCUCGCUUUGCUCAGAAUCUAAAACAAUUUAACUAGGAAACUUGCAACUUUAUAUGAAGGAGACAGGGAUGGGUGGUGCGUUGAGGAAUAAAUUAAAAUCGGGAGACAGCUGGUAACGUAUAAGUGAGGAUAAAAGUGAAAAAACGAGCAGUUGAAAAUGACAAGUUCGAUUGUAUAUUACUCACGAUACUUACGAAAAGAGAAUUUUGUUUAUCUUGCUAUACUAGAAACCUUUAAUACAUUUCUUACCAGCUGUUUCCGCUAAAUUUUUCCAUCUGUACAUAUCUAUUCCUGUCUAUGGAACUCGCAUGUAUACUCUGCAGUACCUAUAUUUUGAACUGUGGUUCUAACCGUAAACUCCGAAAGAUUUCACCGAUAAUAACAAUCAUAUGUAUAUUUUUCUCUGACAGUGUACCCGCAAAAACAACAGUAUGCAUACGCCGGAUACCCGACACCGAACAGUUAUCCUUCGGGACCGUACUAUCACGGACAACAACCACAACAACAGUACGCUGGCCACUACAAUUACUAGUAGACGAUCGUAAUCGAAUCGGUUUUAAAUCAUAAUAAUGUAAUAUUUUUUUAACUCGCGUCUGGCCAAAAAAAAAAAAAAAACCACUGAAAAAAAUGCUAUUCUCUUUUUAAUAUACAUUUUGGCCGGAUACCGUAAUAUUAUUGUUAUUAUAUAUAGGUACUGUAUAAAGACUAUUGUUUUACGAUCGUAUAUUCUAGAGAGAGACUGUAUUAUAGUAUUACCUAUUAUACGCUUUAUUUUUGGUAUAAUGUGAAGAAAACGCAUUCUCGAAUUCUGUAUACGAUCGUAAAACAAUGACGAUUUAUUAUUAAUUAUUAUUUAUGAAAUAAUAUAUACCUAGCCGCGUCUCCAGAGGCUUGAACAUUAUAAUAAUACAUAAUUGAAUACACCUAUAUAUUUCAAAUAUUAUAAUCUACAGAAAGAAAUAUUAUUUCACCUAUGUUGCUCAAAAAAAAAAAAAAAAAAAAUCCAAAUAUAAUACAUUUUUUUUUUAAACUAUUUAAUCUAGCGUUAUCUCUGUUUGAAUAAUAUUAUUAUUAGUACUUACGAAUUAUUAUUAUUAUUAUUUUUUUUUUUUUUAUUUAUGCAUCAUCGUUGUGUAUUAUAAUUAUUAUUAUUAUUUAUUGAAGAGCCUUAUUAUAAACGAUAUUACAGACUAUGCGUUUAUAGGCCCGAAAAAAAUAAUUCUCGAACAUUUUUAUCGUAUUAUAAUAAUAUGGUUAGUACCUAACACUGCGAUAUAAUGUAAAAACGUUAACUCUAAGCCAAUUAAUUUUAUUAAAUAAUAUGAAUAAUAAUGUUUUUGUAUAAUUAUAAUAUAGAUAGGUAAUCGUUUAUAUACGAACACAUAAAUACACACGUGCACACACACACACACACACACACACACACACACACACACACACACUAACUAUGCGUUCAUCUGAAUCUCAUCGCACUUACAACUACAGUUUUAAUGAUCUCCAAUCCACUUUUUUUUUUUUUGUAUUUUGAAACUCUGUGAGUUUGCCAUAUGCGCCGCGAAAAUAUCAUGAAUAUUAUGUUGUCGUUUAAAUCCGCUGCCGGACGAUUACCUAUCCAUAUUAUUUAUUAUGUUAUAAUAUUUUAUUAUUACAUACGUUUUUUGCAAAAAUUCGAUUUUGUACAGAAAUACGUUGUCGUAUCGUUUCCAUGUCAUAUCGAGAGUAUUUUAAUCAUUCGAUAUAUUUAUUCGUAUAUGUAUUUUAAGCGUGUAACAGCGAUAAGUUGUGUACAUUUAUGUUUGUUUUUUUAAAUAAAAUAUCAUUCCUCCGACCGCCA
Molecule: messenger RNA, 32638 nt
Organism: Cinara cedri
Lineage: Eukaryota; Metazoa; Arthropoda; Insecta; Hemiptera; Aphididae
Source: the annotation of a GenBank genome assembly